Messenger RNA from Mercenaria mercenaria, 2100 nucleotides. RefSeq names its product FMRFamide receptor-like. The coding region runs from base 967 to 2061 and encodes 364 amino acids. Gene Ontology annotation, cellular component: membrane. The record is from RefSeq and is a predicted model, not a curated record. Gene Ontology annotation, biological process: G protein-coupled receptor signaling pathway. Gene Ontology annotation, molecular function: G protein-coupled receptor activity. The transcript has 2 exons. NCBI's taxonomy places the organism in Eukaryota, Metazoa, Mollusca, Bivalvia, Venerida, Veneridae.
AACUAAAUUGAAUUAAAACAGUUUUAUUCUAAUAUGUACGAAAGCUUCAUAAAACAGUUUAUAAUUUAACAUUAAACAUUACAAAUCGAGGAAAAUACUGUCAUCGUUGUAUAUUAUUUUCUAGUUGAAGAGGUGUAGGUCUAUUAUCUAUGUUUUCAAAUGUGGACUAGAUAAAGAAAUACCAUUUCACGAAAUAUCGUUUUCAUAUAUCGUUAAAAAAAGAAACUUUUCACGGCUAGACGCCCCGUAAACGAAAUCAAUUUCAUGAAGUUGAGAUAACUGAGCGGAUCAAUUUCAUAAAGUUGAGAUAACUGGAUCAAUGCCAUAAAGUUGAGAUAACUGAGCGGAUCAAUUUCAUAAAGUUGAGAUAACUGAACGGAUCAAUUUCAUAAAGUUGAGAUAACUGAACGGAUCAAUUUCAUAAAGUUGAGAUAACUGAGCGGAUCAAUUUCAUAAAGUUGAGAUAACUGGACGUCCCAACUUGAGCCUAGUUAUCUUUGCACCCGACUUCCUCCUGAUGUUAUGCUUGACUACAUAUUACGAAUUUUGAUUUCGUAGUUUUUUAUUUCUCCUAAUAUAUAUAUAUAUAAUUCAUUUUGAUAAAAUCUAGAUGUGAUGAUUACACUGAAGCUUAACGAUGGAUGUAAACUCUUUGCGAUGCAUAGUUACAAGCCAUAUGAUACUUUUGUCAUUCAACUUAGCAUGAAAUAUACAGUUAGCAUCUUCAAAACACACCGAUGUUAAUAUUGUACGGAACAUAAACAUAUGUUUCUCCUCUGAAUAAUUAUAUAACGUUUAAAUCUUCAACGUUGAAACAUUUACACCUGUAAUGUUAUAUUGUGGAUGGAUUUUAGGUUUCUAUAUGAAGGAUUAUAAUUAUAGAAGUCGGGAUAAAUAUUUACGCGUCGGGAAAGAGGAACUCAACAUUGAUAUGUAGCGGAUUCAUCUGAGACAGAUACGCUUACAAUGCAAGGAAAGGAACUCAAUUUUAAGGUCAAUCUGACCUACGGAGAUGAUAACAUUCAAGAUGAUGGUUUCGGCAGUUUGUUACAGCUAAUGUUUGUAUUCUUUGGCGUCAUUAUGCCAAUCAUCGGGGUAAUUGGAAUCAUUGGAAAUAUUUUAACUGGAAUUGUGUUAUUCCGACGAGAAAUGAGAUCCACAACAGUCUAUUUUUUGAGAACGUUACUGAUAACAGAUUCUGGAAUAAUACUUGGUGCAAUUAUGGGAGUAUCGAUUAUUUCUAUCACACAGUUGGAUUCUAAAGAAUUGUUAUUCAAUGAUGUGAUUUACCCACAUAUUUUUACACCAAUAAAUUACUUUGUGAUGGCUCUACAAACGUUAAAUGUUUGGACAACUGUUGCCGUCACCGUAGAACGUUAUAUCGCCAUUUGUUUACCGUUCAAAUCAAUAAAUAUAUGUAAUAGACGUAACGCCUAUAUAAUGAUUGGUAUCACAACACUGUUAUCAGUCGUUUAUAACAUUCCGAGGUGUUUCGCUACAGGAUUUACUACAUGCGGUGAUCGUUGUUAUAUGGUAAUAACUACUGAUUUUGGCAAAUCCUAUUUUUAUACAACGGUUUAUAGCGAAUGGCUGUACACAAUUCUUAUCUAUGUUAUCCCUCUUCUAAUGUUAGGGGUUUUAAAUACUCUGCUUAUUAAAGAAUUGAUGCGCAUGCGUAAAAGAAGAAGUGUGACAAACACUAAAGAAAACACAGAGUUUAACUUAGGUAUUGUGCUAGUUAUAAUUGUAGUGGUAUUUAUUAUUUGUCAGACUCCUGGAUUAGUGGCACAAUUUUAUUUUCUAGACGCCGAUUUUUUAAUGCAAUGGACAUGUGUGAGUAACACGUUAUUUGUGUUGAAUUCAUCAGUGAAUUUUAUUAUAUAUACCGCGGUUGGAAAGAAAUUUAGAACUGUUCUUCUAAAAAUAAUUACAAAGUGUCUAUGUGGUUCUGGAGCUUCCUCGAAUAUAGACAGAGAAGUUACCUCAUUAACAACAAUAAAAGAAACUUACGUAUCGGGCGUAACUUGUGAUGAAUUGUCUGCAUUGACUACCGGUGACUGAAAAAUAUAUUUUUGGUGUAUAAAUAAAUAUACAAAUGAU